Messenger RNA from Rhododendron vialii, 840 nucleotides. RefSeq names its product protein FAR1-RELATED SEQUENCE 3-like. NCBI's taxonomy places the organism in Eukaryota, Viridiplantae, Streptophyta, Magnoliopsida, Ericales, Ericaceae. The transcript is spliced from 2 exons. The record is from RefSeq and is a predicted model, not a curated record. Bases 1 to 840 code for a protein of 279 amino acids. Gene Ontology annotation, biological process: regulation of DNA-templated transcription.
AUGAGGAACUAUGUAGAUGGACAUGACGCCAACAUGUUGAAAGAGCUUUUUGAGACUGAAAAAGAAAAGAAUCAAGGUUUUACGUAUACAAUCGAGGAAGAUGAUGAGCACAGACUAACCCAAUGUUUUUGGGCCGAUGCAACCUCUAGGAAGUCAUACCAGUAUUUCGGGGACAUGGUGGUAUUCGAUACUACAUACAACACAAACAAAUAUUGCUUGAUGUUUGCACCUUUAUUAGGGGUUAACCACCACGGGCAGACAACGCUUUUUGGGUGUGCCUUCUUAAGUGACGAAAAAAGUGAAUCUUUUGAGUGGCUUUUCAAGGAAUUUUUGAAAGCGAUGCCUGGACCACUGCCCAAAAUGAUCAUAACUGAUCAAGAUCCGAAAAUAGGUGCAUUGGCAUACAAAGAACAUUAUGAAGAGUUCAAGAAAUGUAUUUGGAAUUUCGAGAGCCCUGAAGAGUUUGACGCAACAUGGGCAUAUGUUGUAAGAAAAUCAAACUUGUCCACCCAUCAAUGGUUGCAAUCCAUGUACGAAAUUUGUGGCAGAUGGGUUCCUGCAUAUACGAGACACAUUUUCUCUGCUCACAUGACAAGUAGUCAAAGGGCUAAAAUUUCUCAUGCAUUCUUCAAGAGGUAUUUGUCUGACAAUAAUUCAAUGUAUGAAUUUGUGACACGGUUCGAAAGGGCUCUUGCACGUCUACGACAUAAUGAAUUAGAUUUGGACCACAAAGAUAUGAAUGAGAAGCCAGUCCUGAAAACCUCAUGGUCGAUGGAAAAGAAAAUGAGUGAGUUAUACACACUCCAUUCAUUUAAGAAAUUUCAGGAGGAAAUAUUUUAG